UUGCCAGCUCUACUUGGGAACUGGAAACUGCGGAGUAAUUAAGGCUCAUAUCCCUUUUAGUCCACCCAUCAGAAACACACACCGGAACGCCAUGGAAAGCCGACGAAAGAGGCGAGAAAAGGAAGCAUACGCACCGCAUCCAGUUCCAGCCUCCACCCGAGCAGGAGCAGCCUAACUCCGCCUCCCCUUCCCCACCUCGCCUCAUGCGUGGUCAAAUACGCGGCACCCUCGCACUCGAAUGCUCCCUCUGCUCUCGCAUCCACACUGAUCCAUCCGUGGCCCAUUUCCUCUUCUGCGCAUCUCUCUCCUCGCGAGCUAGCUAGGUAGUAAUAGGCGCGAACUUGGCUGGGGGGAGGAGGAGGUACGAGGGAGGAGAUGAAGGCGGUGGAGCGCGCGAAGCUGGUGCGGAGCCUGCGGCAGGAGUCGCAGCGGCUGCGCCUCCUCCUCUUUGUCAUCGGUUUCUUCCUCGUCACCCUCACCUUCGUCGUCAUCUCCAAGCCCGACGCGCUCCUCUUCAACCUGAACGGCAGGCUGUCGGUGGAUCAGGCGCCGCGCUCGCUCCUGAUCCGCGAGUGGGUCGACGCCGACGACGCUGCCUCCCGGAGAUCUGCCGACACUCUCGCCACUGCAGCCAACGAUCCCAAGAUGGUCGAUGACGACGAUGCCGGCGAGAAAGCUAAUACCAACGCCAUAGGGACCAGCGAAGAGGAGAAGCGGGUGCUCACUAGUGAGCCCGAGCAGGGCAAAUGGGAGGAGGAGGCCACCGCAUCUGAGCUGUUAGCAGGUGGGGGAGGCGAAGAGGGGUGGAAAGGCGAGGAGGGGCACCAAGAUCACCAGCACAAGGUGACCCUCCCAACUAUUUCCAAUUAUACCAUCCACGAUGCCACUGAGGACAAUGACAAUGGCAAGCAAGAAGCAGAUGAGAAAACGGACACAGAAAUUAAGUAUGCGACCGACAUUGACCAGACCAAUGGCGGGGGCAUAUCUCAGCAACCAGCCAAGGAUAAUGUGGAGUGGGACAAACCGCUGUGUGAUUUUUCAAACUUCAGAGCUAAUGUCUGCGAGAUGCGAGGCAACAUUAGGAUACAUGCAAAUGCCAGUUCAGUAAUGUACAUGGAACCUGCCGGUUCGAAGAGAGAUGAGCAAUGGAAAACUAAGCCUUAUCCUCGCAAAGGUGAUGAUUUAUGCCUCAGCCAUAUCACAGAGCUGACGGUGAAGUCCAGCAAAGUGGCACCUGAAUGUACCAAGUACCAUGAUGUACCUGCUGUGGUCUUUGCACUGACCGGAUACACAGGAAAUUUAUUCCAUGACUUCACCGAUGUGCUUGUGCCUCUUUUCACGACUGCAAUUGAGUUCAAUGGUGAGGUUCAAUUCCUAAUCACAGACAUGGCUAUUUGGUGGACAAGGAAGUACGCUGUGGUGUUUGAGAAGCUAACUAAGUACCCCUUGAUUGAUUUCAACAUGGAUGACCAAGUACAUUGCUUCAAGCAUGCCAUUGUUGGCCUUCAUGCUUACAUGGAAUUCACAAUUGACCCGUUAAAGGCUCCACAUAAUUACUCAAUGGUGGACUUCAACAGGUUCAUGCGGAUGACUUAUUCAUUGCCUAGGGAUGCUGUGACUGCACUUGGUGAGAUCCCCAAGACCAAGCCGAGACUGCUUAUUAUCUCCAGGCAGAGGACAAGGAUGUUCCUCAAUCUCAAUGAGAUCAUGACAAUGGCUGAGGAGAUGGGUUACGAGGUGGUGGUUGAAGAGGCCAAUGUGAACUCUAAUGUCGCCCAUUUUGCCAAGGUAGUUAAUUCUGUUGAUGUGAUGAUGGGUGUCCAUGGUGCUGGGCUCACAAACUGUGUGUUCCUUCCACACAAUGCCAUAUUAAUUCAGAUUGUACCAUGGGGUGCCAUAGAUGGGAUAUGCCGAGUUGAUUUUGGCAACCCAGCAGAACAAAUGGGCCUGCGGUACAAGCAUUACAGUAUCGGUGUGCACGAGAGCAGCCUCACGGAGCAAUAUCCCCUGGAUCACGAGAUCUUCAAAAACCCGCUUUCAUUCCACAAGAAUGGAUUCGAGUUUGUCAGGCAGACCUUCAUGGAUAAGCAGAAUGUAAGGCUUGAUUGCAACAGGUUCAGGCUUGUACUCCUGGAGGCCCUUGAUCAGUUGAACCAAUAAAGACCACUGAUUUUAUUCUGCAGGGACACUGUACUAGAUGUUUUCGAUACAAAUUUUGGAUUCAUCAUUCUUCCCUGUAAAAUUCUUGAUCAUCCUCCGAUUACAUGAGCAAGAGAAAAAUUAAUUAUAUGGAUUGAAAUUCAGAUAUCCAUGAAUUGUUAGGUCCUUUGAUUGGACAUAGAAAAAAGAUGUCUUCUUUUUUGUUUGUUGUACUUGUAACAGCCGGUCAUAGGAAUAUCAGUGUUUGAAUUCUAGUGAUAA
Molecule: messenger RNA, 2421 nt
Organism: Phragmites australis (common reed)
Lineage: Eukaryota; Viridiplantae; Streptophyta; Magnoliopsida; Poales; Poaceae
Product: alpha-1,3-arabinosyltransferase XAT2-like
Exons: 6
Coding region: 376-2160 (594 amino acids)
Molecular function (GO): glycosyltransferase activity
Source: RefSeq, a predicted model, not a curated record